Messenger RNA from Limulus polyphemus (Atlantic horseshoe crab), 1035 nucleotides. RefSeq names its product CAD protein. Gene Ontology annotation, cellular component: cytoplasm; cytosol. Gene Ontology annotation, biological process: UTP biosynthetic process; L-citrulline biosynthetic process; L-glutamine metabolic process. Gene Ontology annotation, molecular function: aspartate carbamoyltransferase activity; ATP binding; dihydroorotase activity. NCBI's taxonomy places the organism in Eukaryota, Metazoa, Arthropoda, Merostomata, Xiphosura, Limulidae. The record is from RefSeq and is a predicted model, not a curated record.
GUAAUCAAGUCUGAACGUCCUAAUGGAAUUUUACUGACAUUUGGGGGUCAAACUGCUUUGAACUGUGGUAUAGAACUCCAGAAGCGUGGUAUCUUUGAAAAGUAUAAUGUUUGUGUUCUUGGUACACCAUUAUCAUCAGUUAUUAAUUCUGAAGACCGGAAGUUGUUUGCAGAAAUAGUUGCUGAAAUUGGGGAGAAGGUCAUCCCCAGCACAGCUGCUUACUCAGUUGAUGAGGCUCUUGAAGGAGCAGAACAACUUGGAUAUCCUGUACUAGUGAGAUCAGCCUUUGCUCUUGGAGGCCUAGGGUCUGGAUUCUGUGACUCUUCGGAAGAGCUUAAAAAGAAAGUCAGACAAGCUCUAUCUCAGUCACCACAGGUUUUAUUGGACAAAAGUCUGAAAGGCUGGAAAGAAGUGGAAUAUGAAGUGGUACGAGAUGCAUACAAUAACUGUAUUACGGUUUGUAAUAUGGAGAAUGUGGACCCAUUAGGCAUCCACACAGGAGAAUCCAUUGUUGUAGCACCUAGCCAGACCCUAACAAACAGAGAAUACAACAAACUUAGAACAACUGCUGUUCGUCUUAUCAGGCAUCUUGGAGUUGUAGGUGAAUGUAAUGUACAAUAUGCAUUGAAUCCAAAGUCUCAGGAAUAUUACAUUGUGGAAGUAAAUGCUAGACUGUCACGUAGCUCUGCUUUGGCCAGUAAAGCCACAGGAUAUCCAUUAGCCUACAUUGCAGCCAAGCUAGCCUUGGGUAUGUCCUUGCUAGACUUACACAAUAGUGUGACGAUGACAACAACAGCUUGCUUUGAACCAAGUUUGGAUUAUUGUGUAGUAAAAAUUCCACGUUGGGACUUGGGAAAAUUUGCAAGAGUAAGCAAUAAGAUUGGCAGCUCCAUGAAGAGUGUUGGAGAAGCAAUGGGAAUUGGUCGAACUUUUGAAGAGGCUUUUCAGAAAGCAUUAAGAAUGGUAGAUGAAAAUGUAUGUGGAUUUGAACCUUAUCUGAAGCCCGUAGAUGAGGAGGUAAGUGCAAAUGUUUAA